AUGGAGAGCAACAGUGCGGGCUCUAUGUUCCGGUCGAAGCGAAGAGGAAUAAGUUAUAACAAACCUUCCCAUAUAUUGAAACGGAGUCGUCAGUAUAACUCAGAGACAGCAGCAUACAAGGCAGUAAAAGAGAGGGGUAUGAGUGUUGAGAAAGCUGCGCGAAGUUUUGGGGUCCCAGCCCAGACCUUGCGUGACAGGACCAGAGGGCCCAUAGAUCCGUAUGCUUUCAAGUCAGGUCCAAAGACAACGUUGUCAAUGGAAGAGGAGGAGACCCUUGUCCAACAUGCAGAGGUGAUGGCCCAACUAGGGUACGGCAUAUCAAACAGACAGUUCCAGCACCUUGCAGGAGAGCUUCUGUGUAGUCUCGGGCGGAAGAACGACAGCAAGCCACUUAGUAAUAACUGGUUGUAUUCAUUCCUUUCCCGAUGGAAAGACCGUGUAGCUUCCCUUGCACCAAGAAAGUUGGAGACAGCAAGAGCCAAAUCCACCACACCAGAAGCAGUGGACAAGUAUUUCAACAACUUAGGGGAGAUAAUGAACAAGUACAAUCUUCAGAAUAAACCCCACCUCAUUUACAACGUCGAUGAGACUGGCCUCCAACCAGACCACCGCCCACCAAAUGUGAUCGCUACAACGGGAAGUAAACCUCAGGCAGUGACAUCCCCUAGGACAACCACAACCACUUUAAUUGGAUGCGCGAACGCCAUAGGUAACUCGGUUCCUCCUUUUCUUAUUUUCAAAGGGAAAAGGUUUAAUGAAGAGUUAUUGAAGGGAGCAAGCCCGGGAACACGUGCCGCCAUGUCUGAUUCAGGAUGGUCUAAUGCCAGCAUAUUUAGACAGUAUCUAGAGGACCACUUUCUUCCUCAUAUCGGUGGAGGCGGUUCAGCAGAAGAGCCAGUCCUGUUAUUGUUUGAUGGACACGCGUCACAUAUAUCCUCAGAUUUAAUUGACUGGGCCAAGGAACGCCAUGUAGUUUUAUUUGUGUUGCCUGCCCACACGUCUCACGUUUUGCAACCGCUGGAUGUAGCAAUUUUUGGUCCUUUCAAGACAUACUAUUAUCAGGAAUGUGCAACUUUUAUGCAAAGAAAUAUGGGUCAGUCUGUCACACGGUAUGAUAUGGCAAAGCUUGCAUGUAGGGCAUACUUGAAGGCAAUGAGUCCAGUUAAUAUCCAGGCUGCAUUUAGGAAGACAGGAAUACUACCUUUGGACAGAGGCGUUGUUCAUCAAGAGAAGCUAUUUCCUUGUGAAUCCUUCAGAGAAGAUAGGCCAUUAGAGAAAGUAGCUGCAAUCAAGUCGGGAAAAGAUGCAGUAGAGGAGUUUCUGAGACUGAAACUUGAGAGUAGUCAGGCAUCACAGGCAGAACUCCAUCAGUGCCAGUGCAAGAAGAGGAAAGUGUCCGCCAAACCUAAGCCAGGUGGAAGGGCGAUAACGGAAGAUGGCUACUUAGAGGAUAUACGAACAUUUGCUGCCGACAAGGAGAACGUUACUCCAAUAAAAAAGAGUAAGCAGAAACCUGUACCAAAGAAAUUGAAGUUUCCUCCACCUCAGAGUCCACGCCCAUCCACUAGUGGAAUGAAUUUACCCGCUCCAGCACCCAUUGCUACUGACACAGACUCAGAUGAGGAAAUAGAGGAUGACAAUCCAUGUUGUUUGAUAACAACCCCGUGA
Mercenaria mercenaria is the source of this 1668-nucleotide messenger RNA. Its product is annotated as jerky protein homolog-like. The record is from RefSeq and is a predicted model, not a curated record. The transcript is spliced from 3 exons. Gene Ontology annotation, molecular function: DNA binding. The coding region runs from base 1 to 1668 and encodes 555 amino acids. Gene Ontology annotation, cellular component: nucleus. Lineage: Eukaryota; Metazoa; Mollusca; Bivalvia; Venerida; Veneridae.